Messenger RNA from Penicillium salamii, 819 nucleotides. The record is from the annotation of a GenBank genome assembly. Lineage: Eukaryota; Fungi; Ascomycota; Eurotiomycetes; Eurotiales; Aspergillaceae.
AUGCUGUGGUUCUUUCGAGGUAAUGUAAACUUAAGCAGAAUCUUGCGGAACACUCAGACCGAGGCUAAUGUGCCUGACUCACAGGAAUCCCAGGGAUCUGUCAAUUUGGACACUAGAAGCCCGACAUUAGUCAAAAGGAUGCUACAGUUUCUUUAUACUGGACACUACACAGUUGAAGACAAUACGACCAAAAAUCUUUCAGCUGAAGAACAUGCCGUUGACCAAAUUGCAACGUCACUGUCAAAUAAACUUGCAGCGAGCCUUACGGACGAAUGCUCAGUGAAUAAAAAGACUUCAGUAGCUGACGAGGGCCCUCUAACAGGCUCCAGCGAGCAAAUGGAUGCUAUCGACGAAUCAUUGGCUGAUUGCCACCCAUGCUACUUUCAUCUCCGCAUGUAUGGAGAAGCGGAUUACUUCUUGAUCAAAGAUCUGAAGACCAAAGCAGCAGAGAACUUUCGAGAUUCAUUUGAAAAUUGCUCCGAAAAGCAGAUAUUGGCGCUGGUCAUCAAGGAACUCUAUUCAACAAAUGCCGACUACCGAGAUAUUAGGAAGUCAGUAAUAGAACUGAUUGUGAAAAACCUGCGAAAACUUCAUGGAGGGCUGACCCCGGGGAUUGAUUACGACCUCUUGACAGCGUAUCCAGAAUUUGCUGCUGAAUUAUGCAUAGCGACCAUGGAAAAGUAUUUGAGUGUGUUGUCCAGCCUCAGACAGGCGCUACCCCUUUCCGCGGUUGAAUACAAGACAUUUGAAUUCAAAAACUUCGAAUACCCAUGGGGCAUAGGAGAACAUGGGGAAAGUGGAGAAAGUGGGGCCGAAUGA